Messenger RNA from Aspergillus mulundensis, 2373 nucleotides. RefSeq names its product Zn(II)2Cys6 transcription factor. Gene Ontology annotation, molecular function: DNA-binding transcription factor activity, RNA polymerase II-specific; zinc ion binding; DNA binding. Gene Ontology annotation, cellular component: nucleus. The transcript is spliced from 3 exons. Gene Ontology annotation, biological process: DNA-templated transcription; regulation of DNA-templated transcription. The record is from RefSeq and is a predicted model, not a curated record. NCBI's taxonomy places the organism in Eukaryota, Fungi, Ascomycota, Eurotiomycetes, Eurotiales, Aspergillaceae. The coding region runs from base 1 to 2373 and encodes 790 amino acids.
AUGGAGGAAUACAACGGUCCAGACUCAUCGGGGUCUCCCGAUCAAACACCCCGCGGCCCCGAGGUGGGCCAUGCCUGCAACUCCUGCCGACGACGCAAACUCCGAUGCUCAAGGGAGCUGCCGACCUGUCAGCACUGUCGGAAGACGGCGUCCGAAUGCCACUACGAGGCGAAGCGGGCUAAGCCUGGCAUGAAGGCUGGCGCGUUGGAUAAUAUCCAUCGGAGACUUGAUGCCGUGGAACGAACCUUGGACAAACAACAGGCCAAGCUGGAGAGCUUCGAAGGAGCAGAGCUACCUCGUGGAAAGGACUCGGCGGUCCGUACCAUCCUUUCUUCGCUCGCUGCCGGGCUUCAGAAGCUUGAGCAAUCUGGGAGCUUGGAUGCUGGGCCUUCAAAACGCCGACGGAUCGAUGAAAAUGGAGCACACUGCGCAGUCCGGUCAAUUGAUCUCCCGCCUAUACCGGAGGACGACAUUCUAAGCCAUGUUCUCGAGGCAUACUUCAUCUACGUCCAUCCGUGGACCCCCAUCAUCCACGAAGGUCGGUUCCGUAGGCGGCUUGUGGACGAUUCUGAACGAGAGAAGCUGUAUCUCAUUGUUCAGUCUAUGAUGCUCGUCGCACGGAAAUACGUGGAGGACGAUGAUACCGCGACAUACUUGGAGAAAUCGAUGGGCGACACGGGCGAUACAAGAGAUUGGUUAGUAUCGAAGGCCAUGAAGCACCAAUCGAUCGAGAGUCUGCAGGCGCUCAUCAUAGUCGCCUCCGACGACAUCAGUAGCGGUCGGGCCUCACGGGCAUGGCCUCUUGUGGGCUCACUGUCACGCAUGGUCGACUAUCUUCAACUGACCACUGAACAUGAUGAAGCAGUGCAGCAUCCUUUCUCCCAGCCCUACAGGCUAUUAUCAGCACCUACAAAUUGGACUGAAGCUGAAGAGAGACGGAGGAUCUUCUGGGCGGUUUUCGUUCUGGACCGAUUCUGCUCGGUGAGCAUGGGAUGGAACACCAGCCUCACAGCGGACGAUGUCCGACGCCGGCUGCCGUGCGAUGGAAUAACCUGGCGCAAGGAGAAUCCUGUGGUGACGCCCUACUUUGGCAUCUGGGAUAAGUCUGCCGGUCGGAUCGGGAAUCCCAUAGCCUUCCUCCCUACUCAUCCAACCCCAGGCCCAGCUCAACCCCGACCGGAGGAAGAAACAGAUGCUCCAUCAGAGGCCGGCACUUCUCCUGGUACGCUUUCGGCUGUCGAUAUGUCAACCGUCGGAGCCUAUGCCUACUGCAUCGAAGCGACGGAAUCCCUAAGCCGCGUAACGACAUACUUCUUGCAGCAGAAAGUCAAUCUCAACGACCAAAAAGAGUUCGGCGCCUGGCUUACCCGGUUCAAAGAACUUGAUCUUCGUUUAGUCCACUGGAAAAUGCUGCUUCCUCAGAAGUGGACGGUGAAUGUUGCGCAACAGGGCUCAACAAGGAUGGAUCCUAAUCUCACGCUGGCCCAUGUCACUCACAAUGCAUCCAUGAUUCUGCUGCAUCAGCCAAUCGCGUUUCCUCUCCCUGAGUGGCCGUUCAAGAGCCGACUACCAAGCUUGUGUAGUAUGGAAACCUGUCAGACGGCGGCUGUUGAAGUCGCGUCCAUCACGAAUCACUACCUCAAGAGCUCGCUGCCAACUUCGCCCCUAAGUAGCCAGUUUGCAUUCUGCGUGUUCAUAGCAGCGAGGGCUCUUCUGCUGCACUGGAAGCACAGUCCAAGCCUAGGCAGUGUGGCACCAGAGUUCUGGGUCCUGAUCCAGAGUCUCGACGCAAUGGCAACACGCUUUGCCGGCGCCCAUGCGCAAGGUCAUUCCAGCAAUUUACCAGCCAAGUAUUCAUCCACGUUGAUAUCCCUCCAUCGAAGAUGCUCCCAAGAAUCAUUCCAGCUCAACAUCGCUGGGUAUACCACGGAGAUAUCACAUGCAGAGGCUGCCCUGCAACCGCCGUCGAAUAUCUUGCCCAGUGAGCCGUAUGUCCCAGAUAUCAACACGAGCCCGCUGCUCUCUACUCAGGCCGUUCUCCCAGGUCGCCAAUCCGUCGCUCCCAGUCAACGGCUUGCGGCAAGUCCUCACCUAGAAUAUCAGAGUCGUAGUUCCAACAAUAUACCCCCGCAGCCAGUCUUUGAGAGCCAGAGAUUACCCUCCUUAACACCAAACGCCUUCUCUAUGAAUCUCGGCAUUCCAAACGAUGCAAAUGACGCUAUGCUUCAGCCGGGCUUGGAUUUGAGCGCUGGUACUGAAGACGGGAUGUCAAUCUCGCAUAUGCUGCUGGAUCAGCAGUUCACCGGCCUGGAUCGGGUGAUCAGCUACAGUGACGGACUGUUCGGGUCAGACUUUGAGGGGAGAAGGUGGUAG